Molecule: messenger RNA, 2756 nt
Organism: Lathyrus oleraceus (garden pea)
Lineage: Eukaryota; Viridiplantae; Streptophyta; Magnoliopsida; Fabales; Fabaceae
Product: putative clathrin assembly protein At2g25430
Exons: 1
Coding region: 473-2401 (642 amino acids)
Biological process (GO): clathrin coat assembly; clathrin-dependent endocytosis; vesicle budding from membrane
Cellular component (GO): clathrin-coated pit; clathrin-coated vesicle
Molecular function (GO): phosphatidylinositol-4,5-bisphosphate binding; clathrin heavy chain binding; 1-phosphatidylinositol binding
Source: RefSeq, a predicted model, not a curated record
AAACCGUACGCGUCGUAUCUUAACAAAAAUUCACACAAUCCCAACCCAUCCUCUAUUCUUUUCUUCACACAUCUAUUUCUCCGGUACCUACCUAUAGUAUCUUUAACUUUCACUUUUUUUUUCCCAUUCCCAACAAUUUCCACAGAUCUGAAACACUCUUUGCAGCACCAUUGACCUUUCAACUUCCCUUCUUCUUCUUCUUCUUCUUCAUUGGUCGUUCUUCCUGUAGAACCGGACCUCACGAUUCGGAGCUCCGUAUCCGGAUCUAGAAGGUGAGGUAAGCUUGACUCUUGGAUACUUGAAUUGAAUUUGAAUUGAACGGUUAUUAGGGUUUGAUUUUGAUUUGAUUUUCUACUUUAAGAAAAUCAGUUAAUUCAAAUCUAAUCUACUUCAUUCUGUUAUAACCGUUUCGUGAAGUGAGUUUGUAAUUAAGUGAUUUGAUCGGAGAAGUUUGGUGUUGGAUUCUUGAAGUAUGGCUUCGAGUACGAUUCGGAAGGCGAUUGGUGCGGUGAAGGAUCAGACGAGUAUUGGAAUAGCGAAGGUGGCGAGUAAUAUGGCACCGGAGUUGGAGGUGGCGAUUGUGAAGGCGACGAGUCAUGAUGAGGAUCCGGCGAGUGAGAAGUAUGUGAGGGAGAUUUUGAACUUGAUGUCUUAUUCUCGUGGUUAUGUCAACGCUUGUGUGUUGGCAGUGUCGAAGAGGUUGGGGAAGACGCGUGAUUGGAUUGUUGCGUUGAAGGCUCUUAUACUUGUUCAUCGUUUGAUGAAUGAAGGGACGGUGAUUUUUCAGGAGGAGAUUUUGUAUGCUACUAGGAGGGGGACUAGGCUUUUGAAUAUGUCGGAUUUUAGGGAUGAGGCGCAUUCUAGCUCUUGGGAUCAUUCUGCUUUUGUUAGGACGUAUGCGAUGUAUCUUGAUCAGCGGCUUGAGUUGAUGUUGUUUGAUAGGAAGACUAAUGUUGGCGGCAGUGGUGGUGGUUCUGGUAGUGGUGGCGGUGGGGAUGAUAGGUUUGGUGGAAGGGAAAACUUCAGAUCGCCGCCGAAUGAGUAUGAGUAUGGAGGUCGAGGGGAUGGUGGGAGUGGGAUGAGGAAGACGAGGUCGUAUGGGGAUAUGGCUGAUGCGGCGGGGCAGGAUGAUAGAAGGAUUGUUACUGUUACUCCUUUGAGGGAUAUGAAGCCGGAGAGGAUUUUUGGUAAGAUGGGUCAUUUGCAGAGGCUCUUGGAUCGAUUCUUGUCUUGUAGGCCGACUGGGUUGGCUAAGAACAGCAGGAUGGUUUUGGUUGCUUUGUAUCCGCUAGUUAAGGAGAGCUUUCAGCUGUAUGCGGAUAUAUGUGAGGUUUUGGCUGUGUUGCUCGACAAAUUCUUUGACAUGGAGUACCCUGAUUGCGUGAAGGCCUUUGAUGCUUAUGCAAGUUCAGCUAAACAAAUUGACGAACUGAUUACCUUUUACAAUUGGUGUAAAGAUAGUGGUUUAGCAAGAUCUUCUGAGUAUCCUGAAGUUCAGAGAAUUACUAGUAAGUUGCUGGAGACGUUGGAGGAGUUUGUGAGGGAUAGGGCCAAGAGGCCUAAAAGUCCAGAGAGGAAAGAGGAAGCUCCCAAAGUUGAAGUACAAGAGGAGGAGCCAGUACCAGAUAUGAACGAAAUCAAGGCACUGCCUCCACCUGAGAAUUAUACCCCGCCUCCUCCGCCUGUACCGGAGCCUGAACCAAAGCCACAGUUUACGGAAGACUUGAUGAAUCUGAGAGAGGACGCAGUCACGGCAGACGACCAGGGUAAUAAAUUUGCUUUGGCACUGUUUGCUGGUGCACCGGCUAAUAAUGCCAAUGGAUCAUGGGAAGCCUUUCCAUCAAAUGGACAGCCAGAAGUAACUUCAGCUUGGCAGACCCCUGCUGCAGAACCUGGGAAAGCUGAUUGGGAAUUGGCGCUGGUAGAAACAGCCAGCAAUUUAUCAAGGCAGAAAGCAGAUUUAGGUGGUGGGCUAGAUCCUUUAUUGUUGAAUGGUAUGUAUGAUCAAGGAAUGGUCAGGCAGCACGUCAGCACUUCCCAACUUAGUGGAGGGAGUGCAAGCAGUGUGGCGUUGCCGGGACCGGGAAAGACCACAACACCUGUUUUAGCUCUUCCGGCCCCAGAUGGAUCUGUGCAGCCAGUUAAUCAGGACCCAUUCGCUGCAUCUUUGAACAUUCCACCUCCUUCCUAUGUGCAAAUGGCCGAAAUGGAGAAGAAACAGCAAUUGCUUGUGAAUGAGCAGCAGCUGUGGCAUCAGUAUGCAAGGGACGGGAUGCAAGGCCAAACUAGCUUGACCAAAUUGAACGGUAAUGGAUACUAUGCUGGAGGUCCUAUGCCUUAUGGAAUGCCCCCAGUCCAUGGAAUGGGGCCUCCAAACGGGUAUUACCAUACUCCUCUCUGAAACAAUCUCCCUUUCCUUUUUUGCCACAUAUCUAUAGGUUGUUUCGUUUAUUUGUUACUAUGACAGUGUUUUCCUUUGUUUUAAAAUGGUGUCAUGUUAUUCUUGAGAUCUGCAUUUAGUUCAUGGGAUGCAAAGGAUAUACAGUUGGAGGAGACAAUUUCUUGUUUGGUUUUGAUGCUGGGAGAUGUGUAACUCAAUUGUGAUGUCUCUGUGUAUUGUGUAAUAGUAUCAUUUUCUUCUCGAUUUUGUACUUUCAAGUUAUUCUUGCUCCUCCUUAUUAAAAACAAACGUUUAACUGCUGUAAAUUUUAUAAAAUUCUGGUGCUGAUGAUAUGCAUAUUUCCAACUUAUGUUAA